CAGAUAAUAGUCCUAUUUAUGUUUUCACAUGAUAUAUUGUCCCACUUCUCUGCAUAAAAUGGUCCCCCCAACACAAACAGCAAAUACCUCUUGUCUCAAACAUUAUAGAAUAGAAUAAAACCCAUAAAUAAACCUAUUUCUUAAACCCAUUUCAACCACCACAGUAAUUGUAUAUGGCUACCCACCAAUGCCAAAAAACACUCCAUCUUAAUGUCCAAACUGCCUUGAAACCAACACGAGUUAUUGUUGUGAUGGUACCUCUCCCUGCACAAGGUCACCUUAACCAGCUUCUCCAGCUCUCAAGACUCAUCCUCUCCUACAACAUUCCCGUCCACUUCGUCGGAGCCGCCACCCACAAUCGCCAGGUGAAGCUUCGGGAUCACGGGUGGGACACACAGGUCUUCUCUAGAAUCCAUUUUCAUGACUUUGAAAUCCCUCCUUUUGCUUGCCCUCUUCCAAAUCCAAAUGCCAAGAACAAGUUUCCUUCUCAUUUGCAACCUGCUUUCCUCGCCUCAUCUAAUCUUCGAGAUCCUGUGUCCUUGCUUCUACGUUCACUUGCUAGCAAAGCAAGAAAGGUUGUUGUCAUUCAUGAUUCUUUAAUGGGGUCUGUAAUUCAAGAAGUUCGUUACAUAUCCAACGCAGAAUCGUACACUUUCCAUAGUGUAUCUGCUUUUACUAUUUUCUUGUUUCACUGGGAAAGAAUGGGGAAACAUAUUAGGCCAAAUGGUUUGAUCCCGAAAGAUGUUCCCUCUCUUGAAGGGUGUUUUACUAGUGAGUUCCUGAGUUUCAUUUACUCUCAGUAUAAGCAUCAGGAUUUCUGUUCAGGAUAUGUUUACAAUACAUGCAGAUUGAUAGAAGGUUCUUACAUGGACUUGUUAGAAAAACAACACAAAGAAACAACGGUUAAGGAAAAGAAAACGCACUGGGCUUUAGGUCCUUUCAAUCCUGUAAGUAUUACGGAGAGAACAGAUUCAGAUCAAAGACAUUCUUGCUUGGACUGGCUAGACAAACAAGCAAGAAACUCAGUUAUUUACGUCUCCUUUGGGACUACAACAACCAUGAAUAACGAACAAAUCAAGCAGCUAGCUACCGGGUUGAAGCAAAGCCAGCAAAAGUUCAUUUGGGUUCUCAGAGAUGCGGAUAAAGGAGAUGUUUUCAAUGGAGAGCAUGGACAAAGAGUUGAGUUACCAACAGGGUAUGAAGAUUCACUAAGUGGCAUGGGACUGAUAGCGAGAGAUUGGGUACCUCAAUUGGAGAUUUUGGGCCAUCCAGCAACCGGAGGGUUUAUGAGUCACUGUGGGUGGAAUUCUUGUAUGGAAAGUAUUACAAUGGGAGUGCCAAUUGCAGCUUGGCCAAUGCAUUCAGAUCAACCGAGAAACGCUGUCUUAAUAACUGAAUUCCUCAAGAUUGGUAUUUAUGUCAAAGACUGGACUUGCAGAGAUGAGAUUGUAACAUCAAAGAUGAUCGAAACUUGUGUGAAGAAGUUAAUGGCAUCAGAUGAAGGAGAUGCGGUGAGAAAGAGAGUAGCAGAAUUGGGGGGUUCCGUCCAGCGAUCAAUGGGUGAAGGUGGAGUUAGUCGGAUGGAGAUGGAUUCUUUCAUUGCUCAUAUCUCUAGUUAAGCUCACUAGAUAGCUGCUGAAUGUUCGACUGUUUAGUGUUUGUUUUUCGUUUCAUUUUUGUUUUAAUUUUUCACAAUCAGUAAAUAUUAGUGGUAGAAUAUGAUCCACAACAUCUCA
This is a messenger RNA of Ricinus communis (castor bean), 1736 nucleotides long. Its product is annotated as zeatin O-glucosyltransferase-like. Gene Ontology annotation, molecular function: UDP-glycosyltransferase activity. The record is from RefSeq and is a predicted model, not a curated record. NCBI's taxonomy places the organism in Eukaryota, Viridiplantae, Streptophyta, Magnoliopsida, Malpighiales, Euphorbiaceae. Bases 174 to 1619 code for a protein of 481 amino acids. The transcript has a single exon.